Messenger RNA from Dipodomys ordii (Ord's kangaroo rat), 2234 nucleotides. It is a transcript of the gene Slc1a4, whose product is annotated as solute carrier family 1 (glutamate/neutral amino acid transporter), member 4. Bases 86 to 1024 code for a protein of 312 amino acids. The record is from RefSeq and is a predicted model, not a curated record. NCBI's taxonomy places the organism in Eukaryota, Metazoa, Chordata, Mammalia, Rodentia, Heteromyidae. Gene Ontology annotation, molecular function: L-threonine transmembrane transporter activity; L-serine transmembrane transporter activity; L-alanine transmembrane transporter activity. Gene Ontology annotation, cellular component: plasma membrane. Gene Ontology annotation, biological process: L-serine transport; L-glutamate transmembrane transport. The transcript has 6 exons.
AACUGAUUAUUACGUGGUGAACCGCACCAACAACUUUGGAAAUGUGACCCGUGAGAAGGUACCCAUCAGCACUGAGAUUGAAGGGAUGAACAUUUUAGGAUUGGUCCUUUUUGCCCUGAUGCUUGGGGUGGCCCUAAAGAAGCUAGGCUCUGAGGGAGAAGAGCUCAUCCGUUUCUUCAAUUCCUUCAAUGAGGCAACAAUGGUGCUGGUGUCGUGGAUCAUGUGGUAUGUCCCUGUGGGCAUUAUGUUCCUGGUUGGAAGCAAGAUUGUGGAAAUGAAGGACAUUGUCGUGUUAGUGACCAGCCUUGGGAAAUACAUCUUUGCAUCCAUAUUGGGCCACAUUAUUCAUGGAGGAAUUAUUCUGCCACUAGUUUAUUUUGCUUUCACACGCAAAAACCCAUUCAAAUUCCUCCUGGGCCUCCUCACACCAUUUGCGACAGCAUUUGCUACCUGCUCCAGUUCAGCAACCCUGCCUUCUAUGAUAAAGUGCAUUGAAGAAAACAAUGGUGUGGACAAGAGGAUCAGCAGGUUCAUUCUCCCCAUUGGGGCCACUGUGAACAUGGAUGGAGCAGCCAUUUUCCAGUGUGUGGCUGCAGUGUUCAUCGCCCAGCUCAACAACUUUGAGCUGAAUGCAGGACAGAUUUUCACAAUUCUCGUGACGGCCACGGCAUCCAGCGUUGGAGCAGCAGGUGUGCCAGCUGGAGGGGUCCUCACUAUCGCCAUCAUCCUGGAGGCCAUCGGGCUGCCCACUCAUGACCUCUCUCUGAUCCUUGCUGUGGACUGGAUUGUGGACAGGACCACCACCGUGGUGAAUGUAGAGGGGGAUGCCCUGGGAGCCGGCAUCCUCCACCACCUGAAUCAGAAGGCAAUGAAGAAGGACGAGCAGGAGCUGAGAGAAGUGAAGGUAGAAGCCAUCCCCAAUUGCAAGGCUGAGGAGGAGACGUCGCCUCUGGUGACACACCAGAACCCCGCUGGCCCUGGAGCCAGUGCCCCAGAACUGGAAUCCAAAGAGUCAGUGCUGUGAAGGAGCUGGGCCGAGGGCCCGGUUGGCCAGCCCACUUAGACAUGGGCACAGCCUUCGUGGACUUUGCGUCUCCUGAGCAAUUCUGUGGCCCAGUCACCAGUUUAAUGAUGACUUUUCAGCCCAGGCGUUGGGCUCCCUAGUGGGAACUGGUGACCAAGGACCAGGACACUCUGACAUUUGGCUUCUUCCAUGUCCACGCAUAGCUGUGGAUGCCCCAAGGCUCUGUGUGGAAAUACCUCCUUGAGCUGCCCACUUGGAAGGAUUCUGGGCUGGUGGGAGUCUGUGGGUGGAGAUGGAGAAAACACACAUGUAUUCUCCAUUGCCCCAGCAGCUCUGCAUCAGGUGCUUUCUGGGCAAACCCUGGGGAUUUUCGUUCACCUGUCCUAUUGUCUCCCAAAAAGUAGUCAUUGGAGAAAUUACCAAAUUCUCAUCCUUGGCUGGAAUUUGCUGAGCUGGGACUCGGGUAUUUAAAGGAUUGUAUUCCAGCUAAAUGUUUGUGGCUUCUAGAGGACCAGAAGUGCUGCCAAUGUCUUUAGAAAUACUCUGGUUGGCAUCAGCACAGCUGGGUCUACAGUCAGGAGCAUUAAGUAAACCAUUUAAGUUCUGAGGUCCAGAGGGGAUUGCUCACUUGGGAAAGAUACACACUGUUGUCCUCAUUCCCUUCCCAGUCCUGGAGUACUUGUGUACUUCUGGGCCCUGGACUCUGUUAACAUUUCACCUUUAUGUCUAACCACUAGGAUUUGGCCAGAGGACCACAUCUUCUGGGGAGAGAUGAUGAGGUUACAUGACCUAUGUGGGUGUAUGAAUCUAUUAUAAUUUGAUGAGAAUCCUUAAAACACAUGCUAAAACAAAAUUACAAAAACAACCCUUCCAAAAGGAACCCAUGUACUAAAUAUGGUGCCCCAUUCCCAGACUCCUGAGCUUUAGCUGAUUUCCAUCAAUGUGGACUUCUUUCAUUAAGAAGUUUAUUAAUGAAAUGGUCCACAUGCCUCCAGCACCAGGCAGCCCAGUGUUAGUCUAGUGGGGGGGGGGGAAGCCUUUAGAACUUGAAAUCUGCUAUUUACUUAGUGAGGCUGUUGAUAACAUUUACGGUAUGACCUGCAGCAAGUCCUGUGCCGAUGUCACCUGCCUCUUACCUACCUCAGAGAGAUCUGGUGAGGCAAACUGCAAAUCUGUGAGAAGGACAACCUUACCAGGCACUUCUUUUUUU